Messenger RNA from Coffea eugenioides, 1863 nucleotides. Its product is annotated as fatty-acid-binding protein 2. The record is from RefSeq and is a predicted model, not a curated record. The coding region runs from base 259 to 1518 and encodes 419 amino acids. Gene Ontology annotation, cellular component: chloroplast stroma. The transcript has 11 exons. NCBI's taxonomy places the organism in Eukaryota, Viridiplantae, Streptophyta, Magnoliopsida, Gentianales, Rubiaceae. Gene Ontology annotation, molecular function: fatty acid binding; intramolecular lyase activity.
GUCAUAACGGCAUAUUCUUUCCUUUCAUCCAUAUAUUCUGCUUUUUCUUUUGCUUUCAAACCAGACUCAAAAACCAAAAGCCGUCUAGUAUUUUAUUUUGUCGAAAGUUUUCAAUUUCAAUAAUGGGUUGUUGCUAAUUUGAUCGAUCCGUCAAUUGAAGCUGCCAAGUUCCUAUUUUUUUUUGCCAGGGAUUAUUUAUUAGUGCCAUUGUGGCUCUUAUUGAGAAUUUAAUAUAGUGGAACAGUUUGAUUGGUUCCCAUGGAUCCCAAUGGAGGUUCAUCCAACAUAUUUCCAAUGGAUCCACUUGUACCACAUAGAUUCAGCACUCAUUUUUUGUCGCACAUUGUCUCAUUUGUUGACAAUUCCAGAUACUUGUGUGUCCCUGGAACUUUGGCACUUCAAGAAGCUUUCAACUGUUUUUCAAAGUUUGCUGGGGCUUUCUUUAUUUGGUUUGCUAGUGGUUCAAAUUCCAAUAUAAAUGGUAAGAUAUUGGGCAGACAUGAUGGUUCAAAUCCUAUUAAUUGUAAGGGUGAUAACCAACUAAAGCGUAUAAUAUCACAAGGACAAAAGUUUAAAGGAGUUUUAGACAAUUGUAUAUGUGAAGGGAAAUCAAGCAUCCCUUUCAUCUUGGACAAGAUUUCAAGGUUCUCUAUGAAGCAAUUUUACAUUGAAGCUGAACACCUCCGUUCAUUUCCUGCGCUGUCAUUAGCUGCUGCUCUGGUACCUCCAUUAAACAAUGUCUAUCCAGAUGUACUGGCCGUUCCUUUGGAGGCUGGUGACAUUGCAACACAGAGAUGCUUGAGUCAGAGGCCUUGUGAGAUUGAGCAUCAAGGGUGCAACGAUAUUUCUUUUCAGAGUUUGAGCUGGACUGGACAUGCUGUAGAGCCUAGAACAGGCAUUGAGUUCCCUACCAUCUUGGAUAACAGUGUAGCUGCAGAGCAUAAUUCGAGUUUCACAUCAGAGGUACUUGUCGGCACUGGAUCAAGAAUAAUGAAGAUAAUCAGAAUCAAAUCUCUUAAUGUCUAUGCAUUUGGUUUUUAUGUUCAUCCUUUUGAUAUCUGUGAGAAGCUGGGUCCAAAGUAUGGUUCUCUUCCAGUUAGUGAGCUGAACAAGUCUUGUGAUUUUUAUGAAGACCUCCUCAGGGAAGACAUUAAUAUGACUGUCAGGCUUGUGGUUAGCUGCAAUGGGAUCAAAAUUAAUACUGUUAAGGAUGCUUUUGAGAAAUCUCUUCGAGCCCGAUUAUUGAAGACCAAUCCUGACACUGAUUUCAGCUGCCUACAAAGAUUUGGUUCUAUCUUUUCAAAUGACAUUCCUUUGCAUGCUGGAACCACGAUCAAUUUUCGUCGUACGGCCGAUGGAUCUUUUAUUACUGAAAUUGGGGAUAAUCAGCUUGGAGCGGUACAAAGCAAGGAAUUAUGUAGGGCUUUCUUUGACAUGUAUAUAGGUGAUAUUCCUGUCUGUGAACAAACGAAGGAACAGAUUGGGGAGAAUGUGGCGAGUAUAAUGCGGAGAUGCUGAAUCCGUCGAGUUUUGGUUUCAAUCUCAUUUUCUUGAAUGAGUUGUUUGCAUUUGGGUCAAAUUUUUGGCACCCAUGACUUCAACAUCACCUGACUGAUGCACCACUCUUCAGUCUUGGCUCCUUGGAAUUAAUUUGUAUGUGCCAUUCUUCUGGCAUCAUGGGUUCGUAACAUUUAUCCACAGUGUAGUUAGCUAGGGUCCAUAAACUUGUAGGAUUUGUUAGCAUGGUAGGAAUCCUAGUUGAUUGUAGUAGUAUUAUGAGCAUUUGCAGCUAUGGACUUGCUGCUGCAGCUGUUGUACAUUUCAGUGAUAGUGAAAUUUACUGGCACCACCAUUUCGAUUAUU